AUGACUACAAGAACAUAUAAAGAUGCAAUUAAUGCUUUAAACUCGUUACAAUCAAACUUUGCAUCAAUUGAAGCGAUGAAAAAAUUAGGUCCCAAUGUAAAUAGAAAUGAAUUAUCAAUAAAUGAAGUUAGAGAAUUUACAAAAAGGUUAGGCUACAACCCAAAAGAUUUCAAUAAAUUGAAUAUUAUACACGUUACUGGUACUAAGGGAAAAGGAUCAACAUGUGCAUUUACUGAAAGUAUAUUAAAACAAUAUCAACCUCAUGAUAUAAAUAAAAUUGGACUAUAUACAUCACCACAUUUAAAAUCAGUACGUGAAAGAAUUAGAAUAAAUGGAGAACCAAUUAAUAAAGAUCUUUUUACAAAAUAUUUUUUUGAAGUUUGGGAUAAAUUGUCAUCAACAAAAUCUGACCCCAUAGAAUGGCCAACUUUACAACCAAGUGAUCAAAUUAAACCAAUGUAUUUUAAAUAUUUGACUGUUUUAUCAUUUCAUGUGUUUUUACAAGAAGGUAUUGAUACUGCAAUUUACGAAGUUGGAGUUGGUGGAACUUUUGAUUCAACUAAUAUCAUAGAAAAACCUACAGUAACUGGUAUAAGUGCUCUAGGUAUUGAUCAUACAUUCAUGUUGGGUAAUACAAUUGAUAGUAUUACUGAUAAUAAAACCGGUAUUUUCAAAAAGGGAAGUCCUGUUUUUGUAAGUGAACAACAAGAAUAUCCUAAAACUCAUAAACAAAUCGAGAAAAGAGCUAAGGAGCUUGGUGCAUCUUCAUUGGAAUUUGUGAAAGCUGAUCAAUUGCCAGAUGUUCAAUUGGGAUUAUCAGGAGAAUUUCAAAAAGAAAAUGCAGCAUUGGCUGUUAGAUUAGCAGAUACGCAUUUGAAAGCUCUAGGUGUAGACAGUGGAUUGAAAAUUGGAAAAGAUGAUAAAAUUACUAGUCUACCAGAGAAGUUUGUGGUUGGAUUAAAAAACGUGGAUUGGCCAGGAAGAUGUCAAAUAAUAGAAAACAAACCAGAGGGUAUAACGUGGUAUAUAGAUGGAGCUCAUACAAUAGAAUCAAUAAAUGCUUCUUCAACUUGGUUUAAACAAGAACAAUUACAUUCAUCAUUACAAAAAAAAAGAGUACUUUUGUUUAAUCAACAAGGUAGAGAUAAUUAUGAGGAACUAUUAACUAAGUUACAUCAAGUUAUUUGUAUUGAUGACCCACAAAUAAAAUUUGAUGAAGUUAUAUUCACACCAAAUAUUACUUGGUCAUCAGGUCAAUAUAAUUCAGAACUAAUAGCGAAAAACACAUCUGAAGAUUCAGUUAAAAAAUUAGAAAUUCAAAAUAAGUUUAGUGAGUUAUGGGAAAAAUUAGAUGGAAACCAAUCAAAAAGACUUAUAUUCCCAGAUAUUGAAACUGCUGUUGAAUAUAUUAAGAAGCAAGAUCAAGUGAAUGUAUUUGUAUGUGGAUCAUUACAUUUAGUUGGAGGAUUUUUAGUUGUGUUAGAUAAUGAAAGAGAUUAA
Molecule: messenger RNA, 1500 nt
Organism: Lodderomyces jiufengensis
Lineage: Eukaryota; Fungi; Ascomycota; Pichiomycetes; Serinales; Debaryomycetaceae
Product: tetrahydrofolate synthase
Exons: 1
Coding region: 1-1500 (499 amino acids)
Biological process (GO): tetrahydrofolylpolyglutamate biosynthetic process
Cellular component (GO): cytoplasm; cytosol; mitochondrion
Molecular function (GO): ATP binding; tetrahydrofolylpolyglutamate synthase activity
Source: RefSeq, a predicted model, not a curated record